AUGUCAAAUGAUAGACGCCCGAUACUCGGAGAGGCUGUAGUUGCAGGUGAGAGUAGUGUCCCUACUUAUACAAUACCCAACACAGAUGGUCCACAGCACAACCCUUACAAUAAUGCUGACGACGACGAUGAAAUAUUUCCUGAACUUAUCAAAAACCCGGGAGAUAAUAUAAAGUUCAGCAAGACAAAUGGACUUACCGUCUUAACUACGGCAGUUUUUAUAGUGGGAGAAACGGCCGGAAGUGGCAUCCUUGCCUUACCAGAUGCGGUCAAAAAUACAGGUUGGAUUGGUAUUGUGUUAAUAUUUGCUCUUGGCCUGGGAGCAGGGUUCACAGGAGUCAGACUUGGCAAAUGCUGGGUCAUAGUUCAAAGUAGAUAUACAGAAUACCAGGGACACAUACGAUAUCCAUACCCGGCUAUCGGUUACAAAUGUUUUGGGAACUAUGGACGUUAUCCCGUCUCUUUCUGUAUCAAUUUCACCAUGUUUGGCGGAGCGACGGUUUUCUUACUGCUAGCCGCACAGAAUAUCCAGUCGCUCAUUUUAGCAUGGAGUGGGACAGACUUUUCCUACUGCAUCCUGCUAAUCAUUCUAGCUGCGGUUUUACUUCCAUUGUCAUGGCUAGGAACGCCCAAUGACUUCUGGUUCGUUGGUGUCGGUGCGAUGGCUGCUACAGCGGUUGCAUGUCUUCUCCUGUUCACCGGGACCCUUCUAGAAUCCCGUGGUGUAGAUAUCAAUGCCGUUGAACACACAAAUCCAACAUUUCAAUCCUUCUUCCUCGGUUUUGGCGCCAUUUUGUUCUCAUUUGGCGGGCAUGCGGCAUAUCCCACAAUACAACACGAUAUGGUUGAGCCACAGAAGUUUCCAAAAGCUAUAUUGAUCACAUAUUCAAUUAUCAUGUGCAUGUACCUCCCUAUCUCUUCGUCCGGGUAUUUCGUAUUUGGCGACAACUUGAGGAACAACGUUUUACAGAAUCUAACAGAGCAGCCGGUUAUCCGACACAUUGCGGAGGUCCUUAUCACGUUGCACCUCUUGCUUGGCUUCAACAUUGUCAUAAAUCCCAUCAGCCAAGAAGUAGAAGAAUUCUUCAAGAUUCCACAUUCAUUCAACUGGAAGCGAUGCCUUAUCAGAUCAGGCAUUGUGUGUUUUGCCCUUUUUGUCGCUGAGACAAUACCUCAUUUUGGUUCAAUUCUCAAUCUAAUUGGUGGAUCUAGUACGGCUUUUCUCAUAUUCGUCUUCCCGUCGAUAUUUUAUCUGAAGCUGUGUAGCAUGAAAGGAGACUGGGAUGAAAUAGAAGUUGAGCUGUGGGAAAAAGUUCUUUUAAUUAUAUUAUGCUCAAUCGGCGUAGUUGGUGGCGUCGCUUCAACAGUAUCAACAAUACAAUCAAUGGUGGACCCGAAAACAUUUGUACCACCGUGUUACGUAAACGGCGGUGUAUAG
Molecule: messenger RNA, 1437 nt
Organism: Owenia fusiformis
Lineage: Eukaryota; Metazoa; Annelida; Polychaeta; Sabellida; Oweniidae
Source: the annotation of a GenBank genome assembly